This is a messenger RNA of Cornus florida, 1720 nucleotides long. Its product is annotated as D-galacturonate reductase-like. Bases 366 to 1322 code for a protein of 318 amino acids. Gene Ontology annotation, cellular component: cytosol. The transcript has 4 exons. Gene Ontology annotation, molecular function: aldose reductase (NADPH) activity. The record is from RefSeq and is a predicted model, not a curated record. Lineage: Eukaryota; Viridiplantae; Streptophyta; Magnoliopsida; Cornales; Cornaceae.
UUAAACAAUCUCGAGCUCUUCUUUAGUGUUGAUUUUGCAGUUCACACUAGAACCAUAUUAGUACUUAGCAACCUUAAUUAUGACAUUUUUACAAUAGACUUAGACUUCACCUUGAAGUAUGGGUUAUGCAGAUGUGUACUACCCAUAGUCAACGUGAGCCACCUACCAACACAAUUCACGCACUAUAAGUUUCCAAAGAGAUGCUGUGAUUUGUGUACACAAACACAAACACACACACACACACACACACACAAGAGACUAGGAAUUUUUAACAUCAACACACAAGAGACUAAGAAUUUUUAACAUCAACAUCUAAAGAAGAGACUGGGACUUCAGAUUUUCAGAAACAGAGUUGAAGCUGAAAAAUGGCAACAAUCCCUGAGGUGAGUUUGGGGACUUGUGGGGUGACCAUGACCAUGCCGGUAAUCGGAAUGGGCACAUGCUCAUAUCCUACUGCUGAUCCAGAAACCACUAUCUCAGCAAUUCUUGAUGCCAUCAAAGCAGGCUACCGCCACUUUGAUACCGCCUUUGUCUAUGGGUCCGAGAAGCCUCUGGGUGAAGCAAUUGCUGAAGCUUUACGUCUGGAUCUCAUCAAAUCUCGUGAUGAGCUCUUCAUCACCACCAAGCUCUUUGGCAGCUUCGCUGAGCGUGAUCUCGUUGUUCCUGCCAUCAAAAUGAGCCUCAAGAACCUUCAGUUGGACUACGUUGAUAUGUAUCUGAUACAUUGGCCACUGAGGCUGAGCCAACAGAUUCGUCAAACCCCAGUUCCAAAAGAAUUUAUAUUUCCCUUGGAUAUCCCAUCAGUGUGGGAAGGUAUGGAAGAGUGUCAGCAAUUGGGUCUCACCAAGGCCAUUGGUGUCAGUAAUUUCUCUUGUAAGAAGCUUGAGGAGCUCCUCUCAAUUGCCAAAAUCCCACCCGCUGUCAAUCAAGUGGAGAUGAAUCCAAUUUGGCAGCAGAAGCAACUGAGAGGUUUCUGUGAGAAAAAGGGUAUUCACAUAACAGCUUACUCUCCUUUGGGUGCAAAGGGGACCAAAUGGGGAGAUAACAGAGUUAUGGACUGUGAUGUGCUGGAAGAGAUUGCCAAGGCAAGAGGGAAGACCACUGCCCAGGUUUCUUUAAGAUGGGUGUAUGAACAAGGGGUGAGUUUGGUAACAAAGAGUUUCAACAAGGAGAGGAUGAGGCAAAACCUUGAGAUAUUUGAUUGGUCCUUGACUGAUGAAGAAUUAGAGAAGAUCGCUCAGCUUCCUCAGCGCAAAGUCAACCUGAUUGCCUCCGUUUUGGGACCCCAUGAUUUGUUGAUGGAGCUUGAUGCAGAGAUCUAAGUGGCUUGAGCUUUUGGCUUCUAUAUAUCAAGCAGACGUACUAUAGAGUUCAAAUCCAAUCAGCUAUUAUUGUCUCUGGAAAAAUGUAUACUUUUCCUAAUAAUGUUUAAUGAAAAUGAUAAGGGAUCAGAAGCACAAACUACAUUCUUAAAAGGCGGUAUCUAUGUGCCAAAUUUUAAAUAUUGUAUUUUGUUUUUAUUUUUCUUAUAUUGAGGGGCAUCCCCACCACUUGGAUAGGAGUAAUCCCCCUGAGCUACAUGCAAAGGCCCCAAAGCAUGUGAGUAGGGACUAGCCCCAAGUGAGAAAUGGAUCCCAUGACCUUGAGUCAACUGUUUUACCCUUUAAGAUCUAUGGUACUGUAUGUUAGAUAACAAUAAUUGCAGCAAUCUUUUCCUUUA